Messenger RNA from Bombus pyrosoma, 1383 nucleotides. RefSeq names its product surfeit locus protein 4 homolog (gene Surf4). NCBI's taxonomy places the organism in Eukaryota, Metazoa, Arthropoda, Insecta, Hymenoptera, Apidae. The record is from RefSeq and is a predicted model, not a curated record. The transcript is spliced from 3 exons. Gene Ontology annotation, cellular component: endoplasmic reticulum-Golgi intermediate compartment; endoplasmic reticulum; membrane. The coding region runs from base 194 to 1006 and encodes 270 amino acids. Gene Ontology annotation, biological process: Golgi organization.
AAGAGUUGUGAGAAUACCGCUUACACAGUCGUGCAGAGCAGUAAGCCUAGUUGUUCCGUGUUUCUCUGAUUUUCUCUGUCUCUCCCUCUUCUUCUCUGUCUUCGUCUAGUCAUUUCUAUCGGUAUCACUUGCGUGCGCGCACGUGUGUAUAUGUAAGUGUAUGGGUACUUUUUUGAUUUUUAAAUAAAACAAGAUGCUGAUCUCGCAGGAGGUGAUCUCAAAAGCGGAGGAAAUCGCAGAUCAGGUAAUUCGCAAUGGAAAGCAUAUACUGCCAACUCUUGCAAGAUUAUGUCUUAUAGCCACAUUUUUGGAAGAUGGAUUGAGAAUGUGGUUUCAAUGGUCAGAACAGAAAGAAUUUAUGAACAAUAGUUGGCAUUGUGGUACUUUCUUAGCUACAAUGUUUGUCUUGAUUAAUUUAAUUGGACAACUUGGUGGUUGUGUCAUGGUUAUUGGAAGAUGGAAAGUCAGCAUUGCUUGUGGAAUCUUGUUUUUCAUAGUAGUUCUUCAGACACUGGCUUACAAUAUUUUGUGGGACAUAACAUUUUUAUUUAGAAACCUAGCAUUGAUAGGAGCACUUCUUCUGGUUCUGGCUGAAUCAAGAGUAGAAGGAAGGUCAUUAUUUGCUGGUGUACCAAGUCUUGGAGAUAAUAAACCUAAAAAUCUCUUGCAAUUAGCUGGUAGAAUUCUGUUAGCGUUUAUGUUUACCACGCUAAUUCGCUUCGAAAUAUCAUUCCUCCAAAUCAUGCAAGAUAUUCUUGGAAGCAGUUUGAUGGUAUUAGUCACUAUUGGAUAUAAAACCAAACUCAGUGCAUUGUUACUUGUAUUAAUAUUAUCUGCACUGAACCUUUACCAUAAUGCAUGGUGGACCAUUCCAGAGUAUAAGGCUCUUAGGGAUUUUCUUAAAUACGACUUUUUCCAGACAUUAUCAGUGAUUGGUGGCCUUUUAAUGAUAGUAUCUUUAGGUCCUGGAGGCGUAUCAAUGGAUGAGCAUAAAAAGGAGUGGUAGAUGUCAUGGUAUCACCUGAAUAUGCAUCAUUACAUUGUCAUGAUCAUUAAGUAAAAACAGUCUCCCAUUCCUAUUCCUUUAUAUGCUCAAUCAAGUCUAUAACAAGUCCAUUGUUUAUUGGAUGAAGAGCGAUUCGUUUUGUAUUAUUCAAUUUGGGUAAAGGAAUUGUUAAAGUAGAGUUUAAAGUUGAUAUUUUAAAAUACAAAUACAUGAAAUUACAAAAGAAAAAAAAAGUGAAAAACUACAGAAUACUACUGUUCAGAAACAAACAAAAUGAAGACAACACCAAGACUAAUUUAUAUAAUCAAUAAUGGCAUUGUACAUAUGACACUACAUUUAUCAAGGAAACAAAAUAUAUUUUUUCUGUGUGUUUUUAA